This is a messenger RNA of Linum trigynum, 1767 nucleotides long. Lineage: Eukaryota; Viridiplantae; Streptophyta; Magnoliopsida; Malpighiales; Linaceae. The record is from the annotation of a GenBank genome assembly.
AUGGAGCUUCUUCGAAACCAGAGGGCCAAGCCAUCCUCUAGCAGCAGCCGGUUCGGGUUACUUGGUCUUCUUGCUGUCUUCAUCUUCGGCUUCUUAGCUUCAUUCUCCGCAGCGGAAGUUCACUACCAUGAAUUUGUCAUUGAAGCAAAACCAGUGAAGAGGCUGUGCAGAACUCAUACCACCAUCACAGUGAAUGGGCAGUUCCCAGGGCCAACAUUGGAGGUUCGAAAUGGAGACACGCUAGUCAUUAAAGCCAUCAAUCGAGCUCAAUAUAACAUCUCCCUCCAUUGGCAUGGAGUUAGGCAGCUCAGGAAUCCAUGGGCUGAUGGUCCCGAGUAUGUGACUCAGUGUCCCAUCCAGCCUGGAGCGACCUUCACUUACCGCUACACAAUCCAAAACCAGGAAGGCACUCUAUGGUGGCAUGCACACAGCAGAUGGCUCAGGGCAACAGUUUAUGGUGCCCUAAUCAUCCGUCCCAAAAUGGGUUCUCCAUAUCCUUUCCCAACCCCCAAGCGAGAAUACCCAGUCGUUCUAGGGGAGUGGUGGGACAGGAAUCCUCAGGAUGUAAGGAAGCUGGCACUUUACACGGGAGCAGCUCCCAAUGUCUCUGAUGCCUACACCAUUAACGGCCAGCCUGGUGAUCUUUAUAGAUGCUCCAACAAAGAAACCAUGAAGUUCCAAGUGGAUUCAGGGGAAAAGAUCCUGCUCAGAGUAAUCAAUGCUGCAAUGAACCAAGAACUCUUCUUUGCUGUUGCCAACCACAAGCUCACAGUCGUGGAAGCUGAUGCUUCUUACACCAAACCUUUCACAACUUCUGUCAUAAUGGUCGGCCCAGGCCAAACCACCAAUGUACUCCUGACAGCCGACCAGACCCCCGGUAGAUACUACAUGGCGGCUCGAGCCUAUCAGACUGCGCAGAAUGCAGCUUUUGACAACACAACCACUACUGCAAUUCUUGAAUACGAUUCUGCUCCUUGCAAUGCCAAGAACGGGAAGCAGAAAUCCUUCCCUUUAGCUCCAGUUCUCCCACAGCUUCCGGCUUUCAACGACACAAACACAGCAAGAGCAUUCAUUUCCCAGGUAAAGGGCCUUAAAUCCAAGGGGAAAGUGCCUACCAAGAUCGACAAGAGCUUGUUCUUCACAGUGGGACUGGGCCUCAUUAACUGCACGAAUCCAAAUAGUCCACGUUGCCAGGGUCCCAAUGGGACGAGAUUCACUGCCAGCAUCAACAACAUCUCAUUCGUGUUCCCCAGGAGGAAUUCCCUGAUGCAGGCGUAUCUUCAGGGCCAGCAAGGCGUGUUCACUACUGAUUUCCCUUCAUCGCCACUAGUAAAAUUUGAUUACACGGGGAAUGUGAGCAGAGGGCUCUGGCAGCCGGUUCAUGGGACUAAGCUAGUUAAGCUCAAGUAUGGUGCCAAUGUGCAGAUCGUGUUGCAGGAUACUAGCAUUGUCACGACAGAGGAACACCCAAUGCAUAUCCAUGGCUACAAUUUCUACGUCGUGGGUAUGGGUACCGGAAACUUCAACCCUGCAAAGGAUCCUGCUAACUUCAACCUCAUCGACCCACCUCAUAGGAACACCAUUGGAACUCCGCCUGGAGGAUGGGUUGCCGUCAGAUUUGUAGCUGACAAUCCAGGAAUAUGGCUGCUGCAUUGCCAUAUUGACUCGCAUUUGACAUGGGGCUUGGCGACGGCUUUGCUGGUGGAGAAUGGAGUGGGGACAUUGCAGUCUGUUCUGUCUCCACCGCUGGACCUGCCACGAUGCUAA